Molecule: messenger RNA, 2988 nt
Organism: Fonsecaea pedrosoi CBS 271.37
Lineage: Eukaryota; Fungi; Ascomycota; Eurotiomycetes; Chaetothyriales; Herpotrichiellaceae
Exons: 1
Coding region: 1-2988 (995 amino acids)
Molecular function (GO): nucleic acid binding; zinc ion binding
Source: RefSeq, a predicted model, not a curated record
AUGACAUACCGGUCUCCCCCACGUCUCUCGCGAAUGGCAGACCGUAACAAAGACACCAUUAUCGAAGUCUCUGAUGAUGACUCUGAUGCUGCUCCACCCCGUCAGUUGCGGAAAUCCCUUCAUCGAUACCCAGUCAACAAAGCUUUGUCAACCACUUCAGCUAGUGAUGCCGAUGUCUCCGAGCUGGAAUCUGCAGUAAAGGGCCGUCUAACUCAUGAACCCCGAGCCCUCAAGAGAACAUGGACUCCCAGCACCUCCCUAGACGACUCACCACAAAUUGCGUCUGGAGAUCGUGGAAAACGUCGUGUCAACGCACCCUCUGAUGCCAUGAUCUCGAUGCGCCGCAAUGAAGCUGGUUCUGGUCUGCAACUCUGGCAUCACAGACACAAACGAUAUGUUACCGUGUCCAAACAACCAACUGUCAGUGCCAAAAAUGGCACCCAACACUACGCAAAGUCCGAGAAGAAGGCAGCGCCACAGCCACCGUACUACGUCGAUGGUCGGCUCGACGUCAAGAUGUAUCGAGGGCCAGGUUACGAGCGCUUCCCGGUAGUGCUUGGCACUGUUGACGGACACCAAGAGCUGUGUGAUAGCUGGGACGCAGAACAGGUUCUCAAGCUGGAGAGAAAGGCGUUCAAGUUGCGGCAAGCAAUUCGAACCCCUUACAUUAUCCAUGGCUCCGAUUCUGAGACAAGCAAUGACGAGAUAGAGGAAGUUCAGGGGGAGAAGACAUUCGAAAAGAGGUGUCUUGCUUGUGUUAUCGAAGUCUUUCCAGACAUUGAACGCACCUUUGUCGAAAAGAAGAUUCAAGAUGCACCCCCGCAGCCCCAAUAUUUCGACGAACAUGAUCAGGAGAUGAUCGAUACCGGCGCCCCGCCCCUUGCCCAAAGAAUCAUUGCCGACAUCCUAGAGAUGCAGGCAUAUCCGAAGCAACGUCCUGCUCACUCAAAGACCACCUGCAAAGGGGCUGCGAACGAUGGCACUGGCAUUACCAUCACCUGGGACAGAGGCCUCCCAAAGGACAAAAUGUACAUAAAAGAUGCCAUCAUUCUACUCGCGAGGCACUUUGUGAAUGUCCCUACCCACUACAUCGCCAAAGUGGUAGAAGACAAAAAAUCCAUCUUCGACUCCUAUGUCACCAUCCAGGGACAAGAGGAUCGAUAUUACUCGCUCACACCCAGACCAUACAAACGUUAUGUUAAGCCAAGAACUGAGGUGGAGCAGACAUACCAGCUGGCAAUAGGGGACCGCCGCAUCCCAGCAGAAUACGCCAAUAGAGUCAAUGAGUUGCAGGCGGCGAAGCAGUUCUCAGCUCGCGAGGCAAUCAAGGAGGCUGUCAAGACGGCCAAGGAGGAAGCUGAAGCUUUGAAUUUGGCAGAACAUGUCAAGACUGGGGCAGUCAUGGAAUGCCAGUGCUGCUUCGACUCAGAGACUCCUCUCAACCGCAUUGUCUCUUGUAUGGCAGAUGUCCCGCAUUUCUUCUGCUUCACCUGUGUCGAAGGCCUAGCCGACAAUCAGGUUGGCAUGUUAAAGUAUGAGAUGCGCUGCAUGGAUGGUGAUGGCUGCACGGCGGAGCUUUCUCACGAGGACGUUGGAAGAGCAGUCCCGAUCACCACAUUUGAUCGUCUUGAACUCAACAAGCAACAAGCCGACAUCAUGGCUGCCAACAUUGAAGGCCUAGAGCAGUGUCCACACUGUGAAUACAAGGCAAUUUGCCUGGAUGUGGGACAGGAGCCCAUCUUCCUUUGCCAGAAUCCAGAGUGUUCUCGUGCAACCUGCAGGAAAUGCGGGAAGGACAGCCAUAUUCCCAAAUCUUGCGAAGAGAAUUCUCUCGACAAGACCUUGUCUGCACGCCAUCUGGUGGAAGAGGCCCGCUCGGAAGCCAUUAUUCGAACAUGUCCCAAAUGCAAAGCCAAAAUUCUCAAGGACUUUGGAUGCAACAAAAUGGUUUGCACCAGAUGCGGCUGUCGGAUGUGUUAUGUUUGCAAUGCAGACAUAACACAUCUUGGAAGCAAUGCCUAUUCCCAUUUUGGCAACAAAUGUGUACUGUAUGAUGAGCUGGGUAUCAAUCGACACGAAAGUGAAGCGAAUGCGGCAGAAAAAGGUGCCAUCACCAAGGCCAAAGAGAUUGAUGCCGAGCUUGAUGAAACCAAGUUGCGCAUCGACACUGAUAAACCUGCGAACCGACGACCUUCAGCCUUGCUAAAUCACCCUGCCGCCGAGGUCUUCCUUCGUGAUCUGAAUAAUCGAGCUGCUCGUCUGAAUAAUCGUCAAGCAUACCUUCACAACUUGCAAACUCGUGUCGAUCGUUUGCAAGCUCUGCGCCCAGAUCGAGAACUCGAGGAUAUUCUGGCAGGAGUCCAUCGAUUGGACCGCGCUCGCAGACACGCGGAGAGACCACAACCAAAUGAUUCAAGAGAGCAUCUAACUCAGUUGAUGGAGCUCUACCAGCGAGCACGCCUGAAUAUUAUUCAGCAUCCACCUCGUUUGGGGGAACAACUACAGCAGCCACCGCCACCGCUGGGUGGCCACGCACUCGCGCAUGGUCAAUAUCAAGCGCCGCUCACUGCGCCGUUCAACCCAGCUGUCAACCCACCGACUCUUAUUCCUCCCAUUCCCAAUAGGCCGGUUCCUGCAGCAGCAGCAUUUGGGGACCUCGCGAUGGCGAGCAGCAACAUCCCUAAUGUAAUAAUUGAGGACCGCCAUUUUGGCAAUUCAAACCUUGACUUCAACUUUGCUAGAGCACAAGCGACCUUGCCAAACCCAACUGGUCUUGUUCCAGUGACCCGUAUGGCCCAAGAGCAUCGACAGGUAAAUCAACCACUUCGCCGGGCAAAUAAUCUGUCGUACGGUCAAUACCGUGAAGCCCCGUAUGCUAGCCGCACAGCUGGCACAAGCAUGGGAUCGAACAAUGUCCGCGGCCCGGCUGGUGCUGCAAUGCCUACGUACAGCCUUCAAUACGACCACCUUCCUUUGCCAUUCCCUUAG